AUGUCGUUCCGUGUCGUGCGCGACAGCAAGUUCCGUCACAUCUACGGCCAGUCGGCGAAGCGGCAGGAAUGCUACGAUGGCAUCCGCAUCACGAAGAGUUCGUGGGAUUCUCCGUUCUGCGUCGUCAAUCCCAAGUUCCUCGCAAUCAUCACCGAGGCGGCCGGCGGCGGCUCGUUCAUCGUCAUACCGAUCCCGCAGGUCGGACGGAUAGAGAGAGAUUAUCCACUCAUUUCUGGCCACAAGGGGGCAGUGCUGGACAUUGCCUGGUGCCCAUUCAAUGACAAUGUGAUAGCAAGCAGCUCAGAGGACUGUACAGUGAAGGUGUGGCAGAUCCCGGAGAAGUGGCCGCUGCGGCUGAACAUCGAGACGCCCGUCGUAGACCUGGUGAUGCAUCAACGACGCGUCGGUCUCAUCAUCUGGCAUCCGACGGCAAACAACAUCCUGCUGAGCGCCGGUUUGCGUAACGCUCUCAUAGUUGUGACCCAACGUAUCACUCUCGUUAUCUGCUAUUCACUGCAUCGUCAUAGCAAGUUAGCAACCGUGGAGGUCGCGUUGUUCGACGAUCAUCUCGUUACUCGUCACCUGCUCUUGUUACGCGCAAACUAA
Molecule: messenger RNA, 606 nt
Organism: Priapulus caudatus
Lineage: Eukaryota; Metazoa; Priapulida; Priapulimorpha; Priapulimorphida; Priapulidae
Product: coronin-6-like
Exons: 4
Coding region: 1-606 (201 amino acids)
Biological process (GO): actin filament organization
Molecular function (GO): actin filament binding
Source: RefSeq, a predicted model, not a curated record